Pocillopora damicornis (cauliflower coral) is the source of this 1563-nucleotide messenger RNA. RefSeq lists its product as uncharacterized. NCBI's taxonomy places the organism in Eukaryota, Metazoa, Cnidaria, Anthozoa, Scleractinia, Pocilloporidae. The record is from RefSeq and is a predicted model, not a curated record.
UUCAAAGAGAACAUUUGCCAGCUUUAUAAAAAGAAAGAUGGCUCCUACCUCUGCGGAAGCGUCCCAGGAUAAGCGACGUUGGUUAGUUACAAGUAUAUGUCUCCAUAUUGUCGUCAUUCCACGUCUCAGAGGAAUAAUUGCUGAAAAAAUUAAAUCAGUCUACGAUUCGAAGAAACGGAUGAACCGCAUAGACACUCAAACCCAUUCAAAAUAUCUGAGUAAGAUUUUUCCAGGAGCCAGGAGAGAUCUGAACUACGAGAGCAUAAACGGAAACGACCACCGAGACCCUGAAAACUUCGAUUACAAAGUUGAGGAUGCAGUGUCUUUGGCUAAGCUUUUUGUUCAACCUUUCAUGGCAAAAUUCACUGCAUUCGAUGACUCCUUCGAUACUUCAGCUGCCUUGGCCGUGCUCUCCUACGAAGGAUUAUUCAGGCCUGGUGUUACCAAGUCAGCAAAAGACGUUAACUUUAACGUGCGCACGGAAUGGGCACAUCCAGACUUUACUAAAUGGACAAAUAAGUAUUAUACUGAUUGCUUCAGGUUCCUGAAGGAUUUGGUUUCUCAUAUAUCGGUGGAAUUUCCUGAUUGGACGGAUAACACGCAGAUCCUGCAAAGAUUACAGUGGUGGAAAAAGCAUGGAACGGUUUUUUGUCUUGGGAGUCUAGAUGUCCCCGAUUUUCUUCGCGACUCUUUGCAGGAGGUGAAGGCUUUCUCCAAAACCUUUACUGAUUUGAGAGGAACGUUGAGCGAGGAGGUUCAGCUUCAGAUAAGUGAAGCACUUGAGUCAUUCAAGUCUGAACUAAGAGUGGAAGUGGACUCACUUAACAUUAGACAGUCCAAGUUGGAGUUAAAUCAGAAUCAGGAAAUCAAAGAACGACGAGAUGGACAGGAUAACAUUUGUGACAGAUUAAGUACACUUGAAAGUAACCAGGAAGCUUUAAAAGAGGAAGUUCGUGCCUUAAGAAAGGAAAGGAAAGGCGUUGAGAAUGAAAUCGAAGUGUUAAAAAAGACAGUUCUAGAAAUGCAAAUGAAACUGAAGGAAAAAAAAGACGUUGAGACGGAAAAUAAAGUCUUAAAAAAGACAGUUCUUGAAAUGCAAAUGAAACUGAAGGAAAAGAAAGAGGUUGAGGAUGAAAACGAAGUCUUAAAAAAGACAGUUCUUGAAAUGCAAAUGAAGCUAAAGGAAAAGAGAGACGUUGAGAAUGAAAUCGAAGUCUUAAAAAAGACAGUUCUUGAAAUGCAAAUGAAGCUAAUGGAAAAGAAAGACGUUGAGAAUGAAAACGAAGUUCUUGAAAUUCAAACACAAUUCGAGACGCUAAGAACAACUAACGCGACUUUUGGAGAGCAAGAACAGAUUCAGGACAGCGUUUAACGCGCCAACUCUUUGCUCUAGUUCUGGAACAAACUAAGAGCGAAAAAAGGUCGAAAUAGCCAGGACUCUUGCAAAACGAAGCGCUUUGAAGGAUGAGACCGCCUUUUACUGCUGUUUGUUUUAAAAUAGAUGUACACAUUCGAUUCAGAGCCAUCUUAAAUUAUUAAAGAAUUAAGGUUUAGUCAAUACGA